AUGCCAUCACCCAUUCUCCCCGUUGCGCAGCCCACCGUGAUGCAUCAGGCAGUGCGAACCGCCCUAGGCAACAGACGACUCGUACUCGUCCUGAUGGCAAUGUCUGCCAUGUUCUCCCUCUUUUACCUAGUGACACCUGCAAACCUUUCACUACGCGAGUCCCUACAAAAAUACAACUCCUGUCCAGAGAUGACAGAGUCAGCACCACGAUAUAACACCUCAAAACUAGCGGUGCUUGUUGAGCAGCGACCAUUGUCAACCAUGAUUCCGAUCCUGCUCCAUUAUAUGGCGACUAUGGCAGACGACUGGCCUUUCCAAGUUUUCCACACAAAAGACAACGCCCACCUGUUUGAAAAUUCUGCUGCGAUACGACGAUACAUAAAGAUGGGCAAGCUGCAGACUACUCUUAUGCCCGAAGAUAUCAUCCUGAAAACUCAGCAAGACGUAUCGGCCUUCUUGACAAAGAGAUGGCUGUGGGAGCAGUUUGAAGCGGAGCACAUAUUUUUCUUCCAAUUGGAUGCCAUCAUUUGCUCCAACAGCGACAUGACGGUUGAUGACUUUUUGGGGUACGAUUGGAUCGGUGCACCAUGGCCGCACUUUAUUGACGUCAAGGGUGGGAACGGCGGGCUUUCGCUGCGGAGACGAUCAAGAUUGCUGAGAUGUCUCGACAAACAGACUUGGCAACCGACAGAUCUGCCCGAAGACGUGUGGUUUAGUGUCUGUUUGAUGUCCUUCCCGGAUGCCGUCAUGCCAAGCUUUGAGGAGAGCAAACGCUUCAGUUUGGAAGGGGCCCGGACAGAUCGUUUUCUUGGGGUUCACAAGCCGUACAACGAUAUUCAGAUAUCUGAGGCGUAUACAACAUGCCCCGAAGCAAGGAUGCUGUUUCUGGAUUGA
Molecule: messenger RNA, 894 nt
Organism: Spizellomyces punctatus DAOM BR117
Lineage: Eukaryota; Fungi; Chytridiomycota; Chytridiomycetes; Spizellomycetales; Spizellomycetaceae
Exons: 2
Coding region: 1-894 (297 amino acids)
Source: RefSeq, a predicted model, not a curated record